GCUCACAGGUGGGUGGCACUGCUGGGCAUAGGUAGGUGGCACUUCUGGGCACAGGUGUGUGGUACUGCUGGGUGGCACAGGUGGGUGCACUUCUGGGCACAGGAGGGUGCACUGCUGGGCACAGGUGGGUGCACUGCUGGGAACAGGUGGGCACACUGCUGGGCACAGGUGGGUGGAACUGUUGGGUGGCACUGCUUGGCACCGAUCAUCAGGGCACUGAUCAUCAGUGCCCUGAUGAUCGGUGCCGAUCCCUGCUCUGACAACUGCCGGUUCUCGGCAGUACUUUCCUCACGAUCUGACAGCGUGAGGAGAGUGCAGCCGAGAACCGGCAAUUGC
Staurois parvus is the source of this 336-nucleotide messenger RNA. NCBI's taxonomy places the organism in Eukaryota, Metazoa, Chordata, Amphibia, Anura, Ranidae. The record is from the annotation of a GenBank genome assembly.